AUGGGUAUUACAGGUUAUAUAAAUUAUAAUGAAAAAAAUGAAGGAAGUGAUAAAAUAAUAAUAGAUAUGACUGAAAAAAUAAUUAAAAGAGGACCUGAUGGAACAAAAUAUUAUCACUCAAAAGCAUUCAAUAUACAUUUUGGUAAUACACUGUUGAAAACUAAAAAAGAAAAUUAUGCACCACAAUUGCUUGUAUAUAAAAAUGAAGAAAAUCAUUUAAUUAUUAAUUUCGAUGGUGAAUUGUACAACAAUAUAGAACUGGUUCAUUCUCUAUCAAAAAAGGGUUACAAUUUAAAUGAAAAUAGUUCCGAUGUUGAAAUUAUUUUGGCAAGUUGGUUAGAGUUUAAAUAUGAGGUGUUUUCAAAUCUAAAUGGAGUUUUCUCAAUAUCUAUUUUCGAUGAAAUCAAAAAACAACUAGUGUUGGUUAGAGAUCACAUCGGUAACAAACCUCUCUAUUAUUGUAAAUCAAAAAGCAAUGGUGGUUCAUUUUUAUUCACAAGUGAAAUCAAAUCUCUCUUUGUAGAUAAUUUAAUCGAGGCACAAGUAAGCCUAGAAACUUUAAAAGAACUUUUUAUAAAUGGCCCUAUUCAAACACCAGGAACUACAAUUUAUGUUGAUAUCUAUUCAUUGAAGCAUGGAUGCUACUUAGAAAUAGACUCAAACUUCAACAUCAAAGAAACCUGUUAUUGGAAAUUAAAAUCACUUCCUCUUACAGAUAAUUUAGAACAAAUAACUUAUAAAAUUGACUAUCUACUAUACAACUCUUUGGUUAAAAGAUUAAAAAGAGAUAAUAUAGACGAGCCAAUUGUAUCAAUGUUAUCUGGUGGUUUAGACUCAUCUGGCUUAGUAUCAAUGAUAUAUCAUAACAACUAUAUUAUCGAUAAAGAAUUUAAAAUUAAUACCUAUUCAGUCAAUCAAGACAACGAUGAAAAUAAAGAUCACCAUUGUACAACUUCUGAUGAAUACUGGGCUGAGAAAGUUUCAAAAUAUUUUUCUACCAAUCAUGAAACAAUAGAUAUUGACUGUGAUGAUUUAAUUCAAGAUCUAUUAGAACCAAUGCGUAACAAUGACUAUCCAACAGUUGGUGAAAUGGAAUCAUCAUUAAACCCAGUUUACAGAAAAUUGAAACAACACUCUAAUGUUGUGAUAUCAGGUGAAGGAUCUGAUGAAAUUUUUGCAGGAUAUAGCAGUUAUUAUAAAAAAGAAAAUUUAUUACAAAUGGACUAUUUCCCAUGGAUAAAAGACGAAUGGAACUUUCAUUUAUUGUUGAAAGAAGAAAUUAAAAAAGAAAUCAAUGUAGAUGAAUUUAUAAAAACCAAAUUUAAUGAAGCUCUAAAUGAACUAACAAUUGAUCAAGACGAGCUUCAUGGAUUAAGUGGUGAAGAUAAAGAAAUUAAGAUAAAGGAAAAACAACUAAACUAUUUAUUAAUAUCCAAUUUUUUACCAUAUCUAUUAAAUAGAUGCGAUAGCAAUAGUAUUGGUGCCCAUGCAAUUCAGGUUAGAAAUCCAUUUUUAGAUGUUGGCCUUAUAGAAUAUGUCUUUAAUAUACCAUAUGAAGUUAAAUCUAUUGACAACUAUGAAAAAGGUUUAUUAAGAAGGGUAUUCUCUAAAUAUUUACCAAAUGAUGUUUGUUACAGAAAGAAACAAUCCUAUCCAAGUAUAAAAGAAUCAAAGUACACAACCUACAUCAACGACUAUAUGCUUAAAAUAUUAGAUAGCAAUUCAAAUUCACCCAUUUUAAAAUUUGUUGACAAGGAUCAAAUUUUAAAAAUGAUAAAAGAUGAACAUAGCCAAAUAAAAUUUCCAGUUACAAGAAUGUUAAUGGAAUUCAUGAUCCAAUUUCACCAUUGGUUCAAAGAUUAUAACAUUAAGCUAAUUAAAUAA
Molecule: messenger RNA, 1884 nt
Organism: Dictyostelium purpureum
Lineage: Eukaryota; Evosea; Eumycetozoa; Dictyosteliales; Dictyosteliaceae
Exons: 2
Coding region: 1-1884 (627 amino acids)
Molecular function (GO): asparagine synthase (glutamine-hydrolyzing) activity
Source: RefSeq, a predicted model, not a curated record